GAUUGGAGGCUUCGUUCCGGCCGCGAAGUUCUCAUCUCUGUCAGGAGCCCGGUGGUGUACUCUUGCUGUCGACGCCUUCUCGGAGCAGAGACCAUGAAGUUACUAUGUGCCAUUCUCAGCAUAAACUGCCGUACAGUAGAGCUGGCAAUGCUGGCCGUAGCAGCAAUAAUUCUCGGCUUCAUCGCAUUCAAAUUGAUAGAACUUCUGCAUCACCUCUUUUAGUGUUCGACUUCGACGCCAUCCGCAACCUGAUCGUGGGCAGCGAGGCGAGGCCCCCGUUCCGGGUGCUCGUCGACAGCAUGCACGGCGUGACGGGGCCCUACUGCCGGCGCAUCUUCUCCGAGCUGCGGGGCGUGCCCCUCGAGAACGUGCGCAACAGCGAGCCGCUCGCCGACUUCGGCGGCAAGCACCCGGACCCGAACCUGACGUACGCCAAGGAGCUGGUGGACGAGAUGCGCACGGGGCCCUUCGACAUGGGCGCCGCCUUCGACGGAGACGGGGACCGCAACAUGAUCCUGGGCGGGGGCGCCUUCUUCGUGACGCCCUCGGACUCGCUGGCCGUGCUAGCGGACAACAUGCACGCCAUCCCGUACUUCCAGGCGACGGGCAUCCGGGGCCUGGCGCGCAGCAUGCCCACCGCGGGCGCCGUGGACCGGGUGGCCAAGGCCAAGGACCUGCCCAUGUACGAGACGCCCACCGGGUGGAAGUUCUUCGGCACCCUCAUGGACGCCGGACGCCUGUCGCUCUGCGGCGAGGAGAGCUUCGGCACCGGCUCCGACCACGUCCGGGAGAAGGACGGCGUGUGGGCCGCCCUGGCGUGGCUGUCGGUGCUGGCGCACAGCGGCAAGGGCGUCCAGGAAAUCUGCGAGGACCACUGGGCGCGCUACGGGCGCAACUACUUCACGCGCUACGACUACGAGGAGUGCGAGACCGGCGCCGCGCACCAGCUGAUGCAGCACAUUGAGGGCCGCAUGAACGACCCGGCCUUCAAGGGGCGCCGCUUCCUGUGCGACGGCCGCGUCUACACCGUGGCCAAGGCCGACGACUUCACGUACACCGACCCGAUCGACGGGUCCACUUCCAUCAAGCAGGGCCUGCGCAUCGUGUUCACCGACGGUUCCCGCAUUGUGUACCGCCUGAGCGGAACGGGCAGCCAGGGUGCCACCAUUCGGGUCUAUAUCGACAGCUACGAGCCGGACCCGCUCAAGUGCAAGGAGGACUCGCAGAAGAUGCUGCGUCCCCUGGUGGCCGUCGCCCUCCACAUCUCGGACAUGAAGAACUUCAUCGGCCGCACCAGGCCGACCGUGAUCACGUGAGCUGGGACCGGCGUCGCUCGCCGCCACAAACCCCCCCCCCCCCCCCCCCCACCACCGCCUCCCCGCUCGCCCGGCGCGGGGCGCAACUAGUCCCCGUUGCCAAGGCUGUACUGCGCAGAAGCUGCCAACAAAGGAAUGGGUCGAACGGCAUCUCACGACGCUGCGUGCAGAGCAGCGUACCCUCCGUGCCCGCUGCUCCGCCAACAUUUGAUUCUCCUCGAGGCAAUAAAACCCACUUAUUUGGA
Molecule: messenger RNA, 1561 nt
Organism: Dermacentor andersoni
Lineage: Eukaryota; Metazoa; Arthropoda; Arachnida; Ixodida; Ixodidae
Product: phosphoglucomutase-1-like
Biological process (GO): carbohydrate metabolic process
Cellular component (GO): cytosol
Molecular function (GO): phosphoglucomutase activity
Source: RefSeq, a predicted model, not a curated record